AUGUCUCCGGUAGUUAUUACAUUGGUGUCCGAUGGGAGCCGAUGCCUUCUUGUACGACAGGCUUCAUUUCCUAAAGGGAUGUACAGUGCUUUGGCUGGCUUCUGUGACAUGGGUGAGAGUCUAGAAGAGACAGUCCAACGAGAGGUUGCUGAAGAAGUAGGCCUAGAAGUGAAAUCUCUCUGGUACUCUGCAUCUCAGCACUGGCCGUUCCCAAACAGCAUUCUCAUGAUAGCUUGUCAUGCAUUAGUGCAUCCGUUACAGAGCAAAUGUACCAUCAAUACUCAGGAGCUUGAAUCUGCCAGGUGGUUCAGCCAUGAGGAAGUGGUGAAGGCACUUGAACGGGAACCCAGACCUUCUAAAGAAACUGAUGACAGCACCUCUUUUUGGGUGCCGCCCAAACAAGCUAUAGCUCGACGGUUGAUCCAGGAAUGGGUGAAGCAGAAAACUUCUCCUUAGUUUUAAAAAAAAAAUACGCAGGGGAAUGAUGGCAUUGUUAUAUCUGAUGUCUUGUUUGCAGUGGCCUUCCAUAUUUUGUGGAGAAGGUACUGGUAAACCACAUUAAGUCUUUCGGCAUGUUGUCUUGAAAAUUAAUUGCUAUAGAACUCACUGAACGGAUUUGGAAUGAGAGGUUGAUAUCUCCGUAGGGUAAUAAUAUCUAGCAAAACCAAACUAAACCUCUAUUCCUUUUGGGAUUUCUUAGUAAAGCCAUUUGUGGGCAAACCUGGCCCUUGAAUUGCUUGUUUUUUCCUGGAAGCAUCCUGACCAAUUGGGGUUUGGGGUGAAGUUAAAAUUCUUGAUCACCAGAAGACAGAUAUCUAUGACCAAUUUUCUCCUUAUUUCAUCAGGUCCACAUAGCCAUUAUAGUUAGUAUUACCCUUGACUCUCUAUCCCCGUGAUGGCAAACCCAUGGCACAUGUGCCAGAGGUGGCACGCAGUGCUCUAGCUCAGCCAGCUGGUCGUCGGGUUUCCGAGAUGCGCAUGCGUGCCAGCCAAGCUGGUUGUCAGGUUUCUGAGGCACGCAUGAGUGCUGGCCAGCUGGCCAUGGGUUUCUGGCACUCUGGCGUGUGCACCUUCCGGUUUGGGUACUCUGUGCCUAAAAGGUUCGCCAUCACUAUUCUAUCCGUUUGACUCCUCUUCCAUCUUUUUAAACAGAUGCCUCCUGUCCCUAGAAAUAAUGCAGUGGUUUGCUAAACAUACACGUUCCCCAACCGAAGU
Molecule: messenger RNA, 1215 nt
Organism: Thamnophis sirtalis
Lineage: Eukaryota; Metazoa; Chordata; Lepidosauria; Squamata; Natricidae
Source: RefSeq, a predicted model, not a curated record